AUGUCGCUCGUUCUGAUUAUGGGAUUACCAGCAGCUGGAAAAUCGUCGCUUUGCGAGAAAAUUCAAGAAAACCACCCGAAUGCUGUCGUCUUUUCGCUCGAUGAAAUAAACGGGCGCUGGUCGGAAGAUUUUGAAUCACACGUUGAGCGAAAAUCUUUUGAACGAACAGUUCGACAAUAUUUGGAGGCUCAUUGUGAUGAAGAGUUCGACAAGGUGGUCGUUGUUGACGACAACUUCUAUCUUCGAAGUAUGCGACGUCCAUUUGAACGCAUGGCGCGAUCUUUUGGAUUGCGUUAUUGUUGUGUCCUGGUGGAUGUCGACGUGCAGGAGGCUCUUCGGCGAAAUUCACAGAGAGGUGCAGAUCGCGUACGUGACGAGACAAUCCUCAGGAUGGCUCGGGAGAUCGAAUUACCAAGCGAUGUACUUGUGUGUAAAGGUGAAGCAGUUGAGGAGAUUUUUCAACGACUGUGUGGACCUCGACCUCAGCGCGUCAAGGCUGUAGAAGGUCUGUUACAGCCCGGAAGGUUAUUCACUCCUUUCGGAACUGGAUAG
Messenger RNA from Cooperia oncophora, 552 nucleotides. The record is from the annotation of a GenBank genome assembly. NCBI's taxonomy places the organism in Eukaryota, Metazoa, Nematoda, Chromadorea, Rhabditida, Trichostrongylidae.